Messenger RNA from Tetrahymena thermophila SB210, 1734 nucleotides. RefSeq lists its product as hypothetical. The record is from RefSeq and is a predicted model, not a curated record. The transcript is spliced from 7 exons. NCBI's taxonomy places the organism in Eukaryota, Ciliophora, Oligohymenophorea, Hymenostomatida, Tetrahymenidae.
AUGAUUAGCGAUGAAGAAAACAUAAAUGAGACAAUUGCUGAUCCUGGACGGAAGAGAAAUGAAUCUAUCUUUACCUAUUUGCAAAGAAAAACUAGACAAUCAUUUUAAUAAAUAAGAAGGAGUCAUUCGCGCUCUUCUAAUCACAGAAGUGAUAAUUAAUUGAUUACUUCUUACUCUCAAUUGAAUACUACAACUAUUGAUAACAAAAACGAUCUUAGUUUUUGCGAUGAGUCUAAUAAAGAGAAUACAUUUCUUUCACAAAUCAAUUAAUCUUUUACAAAUGGCCAAACAAAUUAGAAAGGUCAACAGAAAGGAUUUGCUAAGCUAAAUAAAUUUCAUUUAGCCAAUUCAUUUAUCAACAAAAGCAAUCUUCAAGAUGAUUCCUUUUCCAAUCAUUCCAGAUUACUUUUAGACGAGACUUCUCCUUCUAUUUCAAAUUAAAACAAAAAGACUUUGAAUAAAAGUUUUGACUAAGGCUUCAUCUUAAAUAAAUAUUUGAAUGAAAGGAGAGGGUUUUAGUUAGAUUUAAAGAAUGGCUUUGAAUAAUAGUAACAGACUAUUGCUUCAUUAGCAAAUUAAACAAGGGAAACAAAUGAUAUGGUGCUUUAUGAAGAACAGUCAAGCUACAGGUUUAAAGAAACAUUCAGAAACUCAACAUAGAAUAUAUAAAAUAACAAAAUAUCAAGCAAUUUAAUACAAAUACUUUAGACUUAUGACAUGUUUUGGAAUUAAUUAAGAGCAAAAGCAAUAGAAAUUAUAGAUGCUACUUCUUCCUAUAAAAUUAAGUAUGUUAAUGAUUUGAGUUAAGAGUUCAGAAAAAUUGAUAAAAGAAGAUUACAAACGUUGUCUGAUGUAUUUAAUUAGAUCUAAUAUUAUGAUGAAUAAACUAAAACAACACUAAAUAAAUAAACUAAAUAAUAUGAGGUGAAUAUAUAAGAUUAUGAAAAAUAAAUAAAGGACCUUGAGAAACAAGUUUAAGAAUAAAAAAAGUAACUAGAAAGAAUAGAAUAAGAAAACGAAAUUUUAGCUGGGCUGAAAAGAAUAUAAGAACAGUCAUUAAAAUAUCCAAAUGAUCAAGAUUUUCAUGAAAAAAAUUCUAAAAUGGUUUAACAAAUAAGUUUUUUGAAAUAAGAAAAUUCUAAUCUAAAAGAAAAUAUGGUUAAACAAGAUAAAGAGAGGUAGUAACUUAAAGAAGAAAUACUCAAUCUCAAAAAGGAGUGUAAAAAAUAUGAACUUAAUAUAUAAAAGCAGAGUUAAGAAAUUAAUUCCUUAGAAAACUCUCUUCAUGAAGCGAAAAAAGAGUAAAAAUCUUAAUUAAAACAUGACUUAGAAAUGCUUAAACAAAAAUUGAUCGAAAAGGAUUUUACAUUAGAAGAAUAAGUUAAAAAACUAAAUGACACAAUGAGUUAAAAAGAAAAUAUUAGAUAAAAGUAAAAAUAGCAAUGGGAAGAAUCGUAUAAAUAAUUAAAAGAAGAAAUAAGAAAACUAAAAGUUGAAAAUUCUUAAUUGAAACUAGAAAAUGAAAAAGCUGCAAGAACUGUAUUUGAUAAUAAGAAUGAAAAAAAAUAGCUGGAGUAAUAUUAAAAGUAAAAUGAUUUUCUCUAGUAAAAAAUAAAAGAACAUAAAAAUUUUUCUGAUAAAUUAAUUGAUGCAAUAAAUUAAAUUAAGCAAGUCUCCGUUCAAAAAGGUUUUGGUGAAUUUGUCAAUCCUUUCAUAAGGGUUUUAGAAAUCUGA